CGUUGGAGCAUCUUUUUUUUCUAACCCCCCUCAGGGGCGAUCUUGCGGAGGUGCCGCCGGGGCUGCAGGAAGUAGCCACCCUGCCUCUGCUGCUAGAAGAAGAUUGGAAAAUUCAGUGAUUUGGACUAAGUGCCAACAAGGGAUUUUCUGUCGUUGGUUUUUGUGCUUGUGGCAUUCCUCAGAUUCUUUUCACGUCCACGCGUACUGUAAAAACUACAUUCAGGUUUUAAACAUGAAGCAAUUGAAAAGGAAAAGGAAAAGCAAUUUUAGCGUUCAAGAAACUCAGACACUUUUGAAAGAAAUUACCAAAAGGAAAGAAGUCAUUUUUUCUAAGCAGCUCAACACAACAAUUAACGUGAUGAAGCGAAUGGCUUGGGAGGAGAUUGCACAGUGUGUGAAUGCUGUAGGAGAAGGAGAACAGAGGACAGGGACGGAAGUGAAAAGAAGGUACCUGGACUGGCGUGCGCUUAUGAAGAGAAAGAGGAUGAAGGCAAACAUUAAGCUGGUUGGGUCAGGGUUUCCCCUUCCCAGCUCCGAUUUAGAUGACUCUCUUACUGAGGACAUCGAUGAAAAGAUUGCCUUCCGAAAUGAUGCAAAUUUUGACUGGCAAAAUGUGGCAGAUUUCAGAGAUGCUGGUGGAUCCUUAACAGAGGUCAAAGUGGAAGAGGAAGAGCGAGAUCCCCAGAGUCCUGAAUUUGAAAUUGAGGAGGAAGAGGAAAUGUUGUCUUCUGUCAUACCAGAGUCCAGGAGGGAAAAUGAACUUCCAGAUUUCCCCCACAUUGAUGAGUUUUUUACCCUGAACUCGACACCAUCUAGACCUGCAUAUGAUGAACCCCAUUUGCUUGUAAACAUAGAGAAACAGAAACUCGAACUGGAAAAACGACGACUGGAUAUUGAGGCUGAACGACUGCAGGUGGAAAAGGAACGCCUGCAGAUUGAAAAGGAGAGGCUGCGGCAUUUAGACAUGGAGCACGAGCGGCUUCAGCUGGAGAAGGAGCGGCUGCAGAUCGAAAGAGAGAAGCUGCGGUUACAGAUAGUCAAUUCGGAGAAGCCAUCUUUGGAAAGUGAACUUGGCCAAGGGGAAAAGUCCGUACUUCAACCACAGGACAUUGAAACAGAGAAAUUGAAACUUGAGCGAGAACGCUUGCAACUGGAAAAGGAUAGGCUGCAAUUUUUGAAGUUUGAAUCGGAGAAGCUGCAGAUUGAGAAGGAACGCUUACAAGUAGAGAAAGAGAGACUUCGGAUUCAGAAGGAGGGACAUUUACAGUGACCUCCUCAGCUCUCCUUUAGCAAAUAUUUCUAAACUAUAGGUUUUUCUCAUACCAAGAGAUAGAAAGAUGGUUACUGGAUUACCUGUUCUCUCCCCACCCCCUGUGUCUUAAUGUCAGUGUUUUCCAUAGGAAAAAGAUAAUUAUACAUGGGUAACUGUAUGCUUCUGUAGUGUGUUAUAUAUUUAAAAAAAAAAAAAAAAAAAAAAAACCUUUUGUGCCCCAGCAUAAACAGUAUAGCAGAAACUUACUGUGCUAGACUCUAAGUUAGGAAUAUUAUAGUAUUUGUGCACCCAGAGUUUACAA
Lepus europaeus (European hare) is the source of this 1574-nucleotide messenger RNA. RefSeq names its product Myb/SANT DNA binding domain containing 4 with coiled-coils (gene MSANTD4). The transcript is spliced from 3 exons. NCBI's taxonomy places the organism in Eukaryota, Metazoa, Chordata, Mammalia, Lagomorpha, Leporidae. The record is from RefSeq and is a predicted model, not a curated record. The coding region runs from base 233 to 1270 and encodes 345 amino acids.